CAUAUUUUCAAAGUCAAAAAAAUUUAGGACCUAUUUAGAAGCACAGAUUUUUAGGCGGCUGCUUCUGUAAUUUUGCCCACUCCGAAAACACUCGCCUUUUGUGUAUCUGAACGACACAGUUUGCUUCUUCCCCCUUGCAGUCUCCAUCUUUCCUUCGAUCUAAAAGACGAUGGUGAAAAUCCAGAAACCCGAAAAGCAAAAUCUCAGCAAUAAAAAAUUUAAAAAACCCUUAAGGAAAAUCCAAACCGAAUCCAAUCAUUCUGAAAAACCCGGAAAUCCCCCAGUCCCUGAAUCCGAACCCGGACCACCCGACUCGGACUUUCAUGCGCAAACCCUUCCCGAGCUCUUGGAACCCUACACCAGAGACCAGCUCAUUGAUCUCAUCUCCGAGGCUGCGCUCGAAAACUCCUCGUUCCUCUCCUUUGUCUGCAGCCAUGUCAAUCGGGACGCCUCCCAUAGGAAAUUGUUCGUCCAUGGCCUCGCGUGGGAGACCACGCGCGAAUCCCUUGCGUCGGCCUUUGAACCUUUCGGUGAGAUCGAGGAUUGGAACGUCAUCGUCGAUAAGGCCACCGGCAAAUGCAAAGGUUAUGGAUUCGUUCUCUUCAAGAAACGAAAAUCAGCUAGUAAGGCGUUGAAAGAACCGAAAAAGAAAAUCCUCAAUCGGAUGACGUCAUGUCAGCUGGCUUCCGUGGGCCCCAACUCGAUUGCGAAGGAUGCGGAUCAAUCGCACCAGAAAAAACCGGCUGAUGUAAAGAAUAUAAACGCGGCGGAGCCGGCUGUACUUUUUCCGCCACAGCCGCAACAGCAGUCGCAGGUGUUGGCGGCGUUGGCAGCGACGCAAAAUUUCCCAUUGUUGGGCCAUAGCAAACCGAUUUAUGGGAGCUUAUUAGGGAGGCAAAUUGGUCCGGUGGCGACGCUGGGGACUACCAGCAAGACGCCGGUUGCGGCUGUGCCAACGGUGCCGACGAGCCAUGUGGAUGUGGUGGGAGGAGGGUUUGGGAGGGCAAAUUCGUCAUUGCACGGUCAGGACGUGGCAGGUCAAGGGCUACAUCGUUUAUAUGCAAAUAUGCAAAUUGGGCAGCAGCCAGGGGCAGGGAGAGGUCGGGGGACUUAUAGGACUGGGGCCUUUUCUGGGUACCCAACAUUCAUUUGAUGAUUUGGAGCUGAGUUUCAAGAUGUUCAUGCACUUUUGGGAAAUGUUUCAUGGCAUUUGCUUUGGAAAACUUUGAAGUUUGACAAUGUUUCCUAUGGUUUAGAUUUUAAAAUUUUGCUGAGCUCAAAUAGAAUUUGGUGGACAAGGACCAUUGCACUUCUUAUCUUUCCUUUGUUUUCUUUAUCUUUCCUUCUCUUCUUUUCUUCACCACUCUCUUUAGCAUACAAGUUUGUAAGCAAUGAUAACUUUCAGAUAUCUUUUCUUAAAUUUUAAUUUCUUUAUUUCUCUGGUAUUUUGGUUUUCUUUCAUUUCCUUUUAUUAUACCAAAUUUUUUCUCCCAUCAUUUACUAUUCACAGAUCUGGGAUAGUAGGAUGAUGAAUGUGAUUAAUUUAUUUACUUUGAAUAAUGAUCUUCAAUACAUAUAGUUCGAUGAUUAAAUUUAGAUUACACAAGUGGACAUGCCUCCUCAAAAGUCAGUAUUCUGGUCAUAAAAAAUUCUUCUUGUGUUUAAUUUAAAUAUUUUUAAGGAUUUCUUUUAUUCUAAGUAGGUA
Messenger RNA from Durio zibethinus, 1705 nucleotides. Its product is annotated as UBP1-associated proteins 1A-like. The record is from RefSeq and is a predicted model, not a curated record. Gene Ontology annotation, molecular function: RNA binding. Gene Ontology annotation, cellular component: nucleus. Lineage: Eukaryota; Viridiplantae; Streptophyta; Magnoliopsida; Malvales; Malvaceae.